UUUUAGGUUGCGUUCGAAUUUUGUGACGGUUUCGAAGGAUCAAAGGUUCCCCUGACGACGAUAUGACGCUACUCCAUUCCUUCGAGUUCCGGUUCUUUGGGCACACGGUCCAGCUUCCGGUGCCACUGAUUGUAAAUGUCGUCAUUUCCGUCGGAGCCUACUUUGCCGGGCGCAGUUUGAUACCGAAGAUGAAGACCAUGUUUAUCAACGCAAACUUGUACGGAAUCGACAUGAACAAAAGGUCGAAACCGAAAAUCCCCGAAGCGUUUGGCGUCGUUACAGGAUGUGUGUUUCUUGUGUCACUGUUUCUCUUCAUUCCGGUGCCAUUUUUGCGCAACUUUUCCACCAACGUGGCCGGUAACUUCCCUCACGACAAGUUUGUAGAGUUUGUGGCCGCGAUGCUGUCCAUCUGUUGCAUGAUCCUUCUCGGGUUUGCCGACGACGUGCUGAACCUACGGUGGCGCGACAAACUGUACCUACCUACGAUUGCCUCACUGCCGCUGCUGAUGGUGUACUACACCAAUUUCAACUCGACCACCAUCAUUCUGCCGAAGCUGGUGCGCCCCCUGCUCGGCCAGUCGCUGGACAUUGGUGCACUGUACUACGUGUUCAUGGGAAUGCUGGCGGUGUUUUGCACGAACGCAAUCAACAUUCUGGCCGGCAUCAAUGGACUCGAAGUGUGCCAAUCACUCAUCAUCGCCGGUUCGAUCGUGGCUUUCAAUGUGGCAGAGAUCUGGUGCGAUCAUCACAAUGAUGCGCACGAGUUCUCUCUCUACAUUAUGCUGCCGUACAUUGGGGCAACGUUGGCUUUGUGGCGAUACAACAGAUACCCUUCGGAGGUUUUUGUGGGCGACACGUUCAACUACCUGUCUGGAAUGACGUUUGCCGUGGUCGGCAUUUUGGGCCACUUUAGCAAAACCGUGCUGCUGUUCUUCAUCCCGCAGGUGCUCAACUUUCUCUACUCCGUGCCGCAGCUGUUCCGCUUUAUACCGUGCCCAAGGCAUCGCAUGCCCAAGCACGAUCCAGCCACGGACCUGCUACACACCAGCAGCACGCAGUUUCGGGUGAACGAGUUGAACGCGAUCGGACGCCUGUGCUACCACGUGUUCCGCCAUCUGCGACUGAUCCGCUACGAACUGUCCGACGACGGACGGACGGUAACGUGCAACAAUUUCACGAUUAUCAAUUUUGCCAUCCUGCUAACCGGUCCCAUACGUGAGGACCGAUUGAAUCGGCUGCUGGUAGGAUUUCAGCUCGUUUGUGCACUGUUCGCCUUCACGAUACGCUACCCUUUGGCGCACUAUUUUUACGACGCCAACUAGGAUGGGCAGCGAAGCUAGACAAAAACACCAAAGGACUUUUCUAUAAGAAGACAAGGUGAGGAAAGCUAACACGUGAUAAAAUGGUGUUUUGCGUGCUCCAUGCAUCUCGAAAAUGAGACAAAACUGUUAAACUAACGGUGCUCGACAACCGUUUCUU
Molecule: messenger RNA, 1479 nt
Organism: Anopheles bellator
Lineage: Eukaryota; Metazoa; Arthropoda; Insecta; Diptera; Culicidae
Gene: Alg7
Product: UDP-N-acetylglucosamine--dolichyl-phosphate N-acetylglucosaminephosphotransferase
Exons: 4
Coding region: 63-1322 (419 amino acids)
Biological process (GO): protein N-linked glycosylation; dolichol-linked oligosaccharide biosynthetic process
Cellular component (GO): membrane
Molecular function (GO): UDP-N-acetylglucosamine-dolichyl-phosphate N-acetylglucosaminephosphotransferase activity
Source: RefSeq, a predicted model, not a curated record